AUGGACAGGCUGUUUGAAAUAGCGCCCGAGAUCGCGAUCGAGCUCCUGGGAUCAGAGGGCGUAGCCAGGCUGACCGAGGCGCUGUCUUGCGGCGGCCCCCGGGCCUUCGACGAGAUCGCCGCCGCCGCAGAUGCGGAUGCGGGUGGCGGCGGCGGCGCCGCCGUUCUGUCCACCAUCGACCGCCUGCGCCGCGCUGCGGCCGCACACGCGCCUGCGCCGGUCGUGCCGCCUCCGGUGCCGCGCGGCCCCCACGGCCUGCUGAAGGGCGCACUGGCCAAGAUGCUGCUCACACAGGCCACAGGCGGCGGCGGGGGGUGGGACGGCAGGGUGUGCUGGACGCCGCUCGCGCUGGCUGGCCCCCGCCUGCUGGCGUUCUGGCGCGGGGAGCAGCGCCUGUUUGCGGCGUCCCCGGACGGCGCCCCGCCCUUCAGCAGCCUGGCGGUCAUGAUCACGGGGGACCCCUACCUCAGCUGCAGGGCGCGAUCAGCCGCAGGCGGUGGCGGGGGCGGCGGCGGCGGCGGGCGCGGCGGCGCUGCGGGGCCUGUGGGGGGCGAGCUCUGUGUGGUUCUGGACGCGGCCAGGCUGGCGCAGUGGGGCUCGGCGGCGCCGCUGCCGUCGUUCGCUGGCCUGAUGCUGUUGAUUGACGAGGCCUGGGACAUUGGGGGCGGCGUUGAUGAGCCCCCGAACCAGGGCUGCGGCGGUGGCGGCGGCGGCGACGCGGCCCAGCUGGCCCCCAUACUGCUCAACUGGGCGGCCAAGAUGAUGGCGGCGGAGGGCAACCCAGGAGCGUCCACCUGGCAGCCCAGCGCAGCGCUGAGGGUCAGCCCCAACGACGCGGCGUACUCGCUGCUGGGCUCGCGCUGCGGCGACGUGCUCCGCGAGCUGUGGCAAGCGUGCCCCGCGACCGCACCGCACCCCUUCCCCAAGGGCCUCACAGCGGCCGCCUUGCUGGACGGCCAACCCCUGUUUACAUCAUGGGUCGACCCCACCAACCCAUCGGUGAAGCGGUACGGUCUCGACUUAUACCGCCUGGUCGGCUGCCCGCGGCCGGCGGGCUAG
Molecule: messenger RNA, 1059 nt
Organism: Monoraphidium neglectum
Lineage: Eukaryota; Viridiplantae; Chlorophyta; Chlorophyceae; Sphaeropleales; Selenastraceae
Exons: 5
Coding region: 1-1059 (352 amino acids)
Source: RefSeq, a predicted model, not a curated record